Molecule: messenger RNA, 4646 nt
Organism: Clarias gariepinus (North African catfish)
Lineage: Eukaryota; Metazoa; Chordata; Actinopteri; Siluriformes; Clariidae
Gene: frmd6
Product: FERM domain containing 6
Exons: 14
Coding region: 310-2127 (605 amino acids)
Biological process (GO): positive regulation of hippo signaling
Cellular component (GO): cytoskeleton; cytoplasmic side of apical plasma membrane
Source: RefSeq, a predicted model, not a curated record
AGAGCGCACUGUGCCCGUCCUCACCCUGAUGCGUUACUGUUCUAUGGAAAGAAGGAAAGAGCGUGUUUGGGAUUAUAUCGGAUAAAUCACGGUCACGGAAUUGGUUGGUCCACCUUAACAGAAAAAGGGACUGGACGUGAAGCGUUCGAGUGUAUAUAUGUGUGUGAGAGAAAGAGAGAAAGACUGUCUGUCCAUGCAUAUGUGAAUUUACCAGAACUUCGUACAGUGAGAGCGCAAGUGUGAGGGCGCUCUUGGGGGGCGGAGCUCCACUAAGGGGCAGAGUUUCCAGGAGGAAGCCAGACAAAAAACAUGAGCAAAUUGACGUUCCACAACAACAAGACCAUGCAGGAUCGCCGUUGUGUGUGUGUGUUUCUCCCAAACGAUGAAACACUCAACGUCAUUGUCAGUGUAAAGACUUUGUGUCAGGAAUUAUUGGAGCAGGUUUGUGAUCUGCUCCGCCUGAAGGAUUGUCACCUAUUCGGCCUCAGUGUUGUUCAAAAUAAUGAGCACAUCUAUAUGGAACUAGGACAGAAGCUGUCCAAAUACUGUCCAAAGGAGUGGAAGCGCGAAGCCAGCAAGGGAAUUGAUCAAUUUGGUCCGCCAAUGAUUGUGCACUUCAGAGCUCAGUACUAUGUGGAGAAUGGAAGACUUAUCAGCGAUCGCAUGGCACGGUAUUAUUAUUACUGGCAUUUAAGGAAGCAAGUGCUGCAGUCCCAAUGUGUCCAGCGGGAGGAGGCCUAUUUUUUGCUAGCUGCAUUUGCUCUUCAGGCUGACCUAGGAAACUACAAACGAAACAAACACUUUAGCUCCUACUUCCAGCCAGAGUCCUACUUUCCUUCCUGGGUGAUCACAAAGAGGGGGAGAGACUAUAUUCUGCGACAUAUUCCCAACAUGCAUAAAGAGCAGUUUGCUCUUACAGCAUCGGAGGCUCAGUUGAAAUACAUCAAACAAGCAGCACUUCUGGACGAUGUCACUGUCCACUACUACCGCCUCUAUAAGGAUAAAAAAGAAGUGGAUGCAUCUUUAACCCUGGGGCUAACUCUACGUGGCAUCCAGAUCUUUCAGAAUGUAGGCAGUGUCCGGCAGCUUCUAUAUGAUUUUCCCUGGACCAACGUGGGCAAACUUGUAUUUGUGGGGAAGAGGUUUGAGAUCUUGCCCGACGGCUUGCCAUCUGCCAGAAAGCUCACCUACUAUACUGGCUGCCCUCUGCGUUCCCGCCAUCUCCUGCAGUUGCUUAGCAACAGCCACCGCCUAUACAUGAACCUUCAGCCUGUGCUUAAGCAAGUCCGACGCCUGGAGGAGAAUGAAGAGAAGAAGCAGUAUCGGGAGUCAUAUAUAAGUGAUGCACUGGAGUUGGACAUGGAUCACCUAGAGCAGCGAUCUCGUGCAAGCGGCAGCAGCAUGGGCAGUGUUUCACGGCAAAAACGUUUUUCUCGUCACUCCACAACCAGCCACAGCAGCUCACACACGUCGGGCAUAGAAACCGACAGCUUUCGUACCCCAGCGCACACACCACAUCGGCCACUCCGCUCGCACUCCUCCUCUAACACCAGCCAUGCCAGCACACACACAUCCGGCAUUGAGAGCAGCGGCAAGGAGCGAGGCCUGGAUGAUGAUGAGAUUGAGAUGUUGGUCGAUGACCCUAAAGACUAUGAAGAACUCACUGAUUUAGCAUUGGAGCUCAGUCAAGACCUCUGCAUUCACAUCACUGAGGACAUGCUAACAUCUGCACAAAGCAACGGCUAUUCAGGCUUAGUUGUGAAGGAAGUAAGCUCAUCAACUUCGAGUUCAUCUGAGACCGUGGUGAAGAUGAAAGGCCAAAGCAUUGAAUCACUCCCUCAGAUGGUGUCGGGCAGAAAGUCUCAGAACUCCACCGACCGACACAGCCAGUCACUGGAUGAUAUCCGUCUAUACCAGAGGAAUUCCCCAGAGUGGGUGGAGUCUUGUCAGGACUCUGCCCAUAGUUAUACAUUUGGUUGUGUGGAGGAGCUUAGCAAUGGUUACCAGGGACUUGCAGAACAGCAGGCUGGAAUCUGUGAUGACCAACACCCUUUUCCCAUCAAAAGAACCAACAAGUACUUCUCCCUGGACUUGACCGCAGAGGAGGUGCCUGAGUUUGUGGUGUGAAAGAGGGAGGAUAAUCAAAACAAAGAAAAAAAGAUGAAAUACAUGACUGAGGACAUUUAUAUUUUGUGUGUGUAUGUGUGUGUGAGUGCGAGUGAGGGAGAUCGAGAGAGUAUAAAGAUCAUAAUGUAAUGAAGCUGCUGAAUUUCGGACGAGAAAGGGAAACUGCAGUCUGUCUCAGCUGCUUUAGCAAAAUGUGAACAUCUCUAUGUGUGUGUGUAUUGUGUUUGUGUGUUGCAUGCAGACAGAAUGAGAAGUUCCAUUUCAUGUUCAUUGUGUUGGGCUUUUCUGGGGUGUAUAUUAUGUUUUUACUCUAUGACACUAGAAGGACAGUACAAGUCUGUGAGGUUGCAUUGGUUUCUUUGUGCGAGUACGUAUGAGUGUUUUUGAUCGUACUAUAUGAGCUAUUAACCAAAGAUGAGCCGUUUUCAGUGUUCAAUAAGCAGCUGAACAUACAAGCCAUAUCAUAAUACUUAGUGGACAGAAAUGGUACAAGCAUAUAUUUACAUUUCCAGGCAAAGUUUGGACACACUAAAUGUGUAUUUUUCAGCAUCUUAAAGGUAUUUUGAUUAAUGCCAAUGUUUAAAUCUGGAUUCUAAAACAAAUGUAAAUAGUAAAGCUAUAAAUCUAUUUCUAAAUAUAUUUUUAAUACAUAUUUUUUGUUUGGGGUAAAUUGUUUCAGUCUGAACAUUAGUGAAGCAAACAAGUGCUCAGCAUUUCUGGGAGCAUUUAGAAGAACUGGGUAAAGCUUAUACACAAUGAAGCUAGUUAAGAAGAUACCAAAUUUUGAUGUUUCUUGACCACUCCACAAUUCCAUGUGUGUGUUAUGUUUAGUGUAAAAUAGAACACAAAAAGAAAAAUCCUUACUUCUUAUGAGCAGAUGUGUCUAGACUGUUGUCUGGUUUUGUGUGUGUUCUGUAUGUAAUAUGUGUAUUCUGGUGCUGGCUGCUGGAAGUGAACCACCUAUGCCUUUGUUACACUAUGCAAGUUUGAGACCAUGUUACUGGUUGUCUCCCAAGACUCUCAUCUGUGCACCAAAUACAUUUUUACACCUAUGCCAAGGAUAAAAGCAGAGACGGUUACUGUCUGGGUGGUCCCACAGCUUUUAUUGAUGCUUGAGAAGUUCCUGCUCUAAUAUUUAACCAAACCUAGUUGUGGUGAGUUGCACAGAUGCAAUCAUAAAUUUGUCUUCCUUAAUCCUCUAUAACGACCAAACCACAGGUUUCUUGCGUUUUAAGCCCGAGGGGGCAGAAUAUUGAUGUCAGAAUACUGAACUGGUGAGCUCCUCCAAAAACAAACAUGGCACAAAAAUGUGUGUAAUCACCACUUGACCAAUUAUUAUGCAAAGCUGUAAAAUGGGACAAAAUGGAAAUGGAAAAAAAAAUCACCAGAUCUGAAAUUCUAGCCAUAAUUCAUAGCCAUUAUAGAUUAGGAAGAAUCCUAAGAAGCCAAAUUGUGGUUUUCCAAGAAAUUGCAGGGCAAGUAGAAACCCACCAAGCAGACUUUUCCUGCUAGUCUAUAUUUACAAUAACACCAUAUGCUUUAUGUUUGUAUGUGUUGAUGUCUCCUUAAUCAUUUUUAUGAACUGGAACUUUUUAUUUUCUAAGUAAUUUGUUAAACUGUUGUUGUCAUAAAAGUGGGAGCCAUGUCUUUUGGUUAUGUUUGUUUGCGACAUUGUCAGUAUUACUUUCAAAUGGAGGUCAGUAUUAGAAAUCCCUGUUCUCCCAUUUUAACCAGUGUAUUUGUGUUGUGUGUUUAUUCUCAUUAUGAAAUUAUUUACUAACAUAUAAUCAAUAACGUAUCAAUAUCUAAUGAAGAUUUUUCAAAUAUAUUCCAGGUAAACCUGUGAAAUAUCAAAUGAUAAUGUAAAAACAGAAGCUAAAUUGUCCUCUCACCUGUCUGCUCAAAAAAAAAAAAAGAAACUAGAUUUCUUUCAACGUUUCUCUGUUUUGGGUCAUCAUCAGCACUUUUAAAGUUUUCUCAUGCAUGUGUGUAGCUCUUCAGAGCCAUGUAAAGCCCCCCACCCCAGAUAUUGUACCAUGAAGUGAGCCUUUAAUCUCAUUAAUGCUUCACACUACGAAAAAGUAAUUAUACAUGUCUCCCUCUUUAUAUUUUUGACAACUAACAGUUGUUAACACAGCAAUCAAUAUUGUAAAUGUUUUUGAUAAUAUAUAUUGUCAUAUUACAUAGUUAUUAAAACUGCAGUUUACAAGUUAAAUACAUAAAUGUAGUAAUAAAUGGAGCAAAACAUUUAAACUUAAUAGUGAUUAACAAGUAAAUAUCAUCAGACUGAAACAGGCCUUCCAUAUAAUAUCCACAUUUAUUCCGAUCUCUUUUUAAUUUGUUCGCCUGCAGUUAUUUUAGUCCUUUCUAUGAAAGGAAAUGCCCUAAAAUAUUAUUUUUCACCCUUCUUUUGUAAACCCUGUUAAUUGAUGCUCAUGUUCCAGUAAUAAAUUGUGGUGCGUGUCUUGCAGGUACUGAUGUCCUAUAAUGUACGCAAUAAAGGUACCUUUGCAGGAAAA